Misgurnus anguillicaudatus (oriental weatherfish) is the source of this 3608-nucleotide messenger RNA. RefSeq names its product C3a anaphylatoxin chemotactic receptor (gene c3ar1). The record is from RefSeq and is a predicted model, not a curated record. Gene Ontology annotation, molecular function: complement component C5a receptor activity; G protein-coupled receptor activity. Gene Ontology annotation, biological process: complement receptor mediated signaling pathway; inflammatory response; phospholipase C-activating G protein-coupled receptor signaling pathway. NCBI's taxonomy places the organism in Eukaryota, Metazoa, Chordata, Actinopteri, Cypriniformes, Cobitidae. Gene Ontology annotation, cellular component: plasma membrane.
UACCAUAAACUAAUGUUAAAGGUACCAGUUUAAGAUCUAAAUAUAUUUUUUAUAGUGGAAAUCUCUACAGUGUUCAUGAAUUUAAACAUUGUUUUAUGUAUAAAUUUGCUGUAAUUAUACAGCUGGUUGCCAGUAACUUACUGUAGAAGAUAAAGACUAAAAAUGUUUCAUGUUCAUUUAACUUUAAACAAACUGUUGCCAGUAAAUAACAUAAAUGUAAAAUCUACAGUAAGUUACUGGCAGCCAGUACUACCCAGUAAUACUGUAAUUUUUACAGUGUAUUUAACACAUUAUGUGUCAUUUCGUGAUGAUUUUAUGUUCAGAUAUGUAAAAGGGACAACACAAGAUGAGAGAUCUGUCUAGUUAAGGACAACAUGUUAAAUGUGAACAUCCCUCUAAAUAAUGUUUUUUUUAUAUAUAUAUAUUUGACCAGUUAUGUGGUAUUUACCAGUAUUAAGGUGUUUUGUGUCACAUUUUAUGUUGUUUGAUUAAUGUAUCAUUGUUUUUAUCCUUCAUGUUUUGCAUUUGUGUGCAUCACAAUUUAUUAAGUUUUGAUGACCUUUAUUAUGGUGGUUAACUGUAUGUUGCAAAAUGCGGUUAAGAAUCGGAAAAUACACAAAUCUGCAUUAAUCUUUCCUGUAAUUUUGACAGCAAAUGUGUUCACAGUAUUUGCUAUUAAACCCUUAAACACUUUCUGAGCAAAGAGUUCCUGUUAUAAAGGGUCCACCCAAAAUAGCAUCUGAUUGCAAAAUUUCAGACUUGCCAGUGAGAGUAUAAAGAUGUUGACGCAUUUGUGUUUUUGUGUGCUUUUUACAAAUAGGGACCAACUGGGACGCUUCAUCAGUUCAGCCAAAAUGAACAACACGUCUGAUUACAACACAAUAGAUUAUUUUAAUUUUGAUUUUAAUUUUAAUGAAAGUUUUAUGAACUCUCCAGAGGCUAGUAGAUCUGUAACAGCGACUUCUCUCAUCCUCUACUUCUUGACGUUUCUCCUCGGAGUUCCCGGCAAUGCAUUUGUCGUGUACAUUGCCGGGAUGAAGAUGAAGAGGACGAUUAAUACAAUAUGGUUCCUAAAUUUAGCCAUAGCAGACCUCCUGUGCUGCCUCUCUAUACCGUUCAGCAUGGCAGAGAUCUUUCUGGACCAUCAUUGGCCAUAUGGAUCUGCCAUGUGCAAGAUUCUCCCAUCAGUUGUAGUCGUCAACAUGUUUGCCAGCGUCUUCACAUUAAACAUCAUCAGUCUGGAUCGGUUUAUUCUGGUGAUAACACCGGUUUGGGCUCAGAACCAUCGCAGUCUCUCGAUGGCCCGGAUCUCCUGCGUGGUGGUCUGGGUCCUGGCGUUGGCUCUCAGCUUGCCCUUCAUGAUGUUAAGAGAAACUUACACACAUGAUGAUCUGAACAUUACAGAAUGCACAUAUCACGGUAGUGAAGAAGAAGAAACUUUUGAAAGAUCUGGUGUGUUGAGCAUCAUCAGAUUUGUGUUUGGUUUCUUCAUACCUCUCGUGUGCAUCGCAGUAUGUUACGGGAUCAUCGCACGAAAGUUAGGCCGAAGUAAUUUCCGCUCAGGUCGAGCGUUUCGCAUCAUGUUGGCUGUUAUCGUGUGCUUUUUUCUGUGCUGGUUUCCGUACCACUGCGUGGAUUUGAUCCGGAUGUACGGUGAGGAUUCCAGCUCCUCUGUGGCAUUGACCGUAGAUCCUCUGGCCAUCUCUUUAGCGUACAUCAACAGCUGCCUCAACCCGGUUCUGUAUGUUUUUAUGGGUCAGGAUUUUAAGGAGAAGGUUCGACUUUCUCUCAGACGUGUCUUUGAAAGAGCUUUUUCAGAGGAGGCCACACACACCUCACGAUCCACACAGUCACAACAAAUACACUCGCUGUAGUUUCAUCUUUUUUUAUUUAGUAGCCUCCUGAAUCUUAUUUACUGAAUUGAUUGCAAACCUAGUAGGUUACAUCUUUUAUGUCUUUGUAAAAACUUAAUGCAAGCAAAACUAAUCUGAACACAAGUAGCUUAUUCGAGCAAUUUUCAGUAAUAGGAAGUGUGAGUUUUUUGGGGGGUUUUGGUGCAAGAACUUAUGAAACUCUUAAGUGGCAAAAAAUAUAUAUUCAAAUUCUUAUUUUAAAUAUAUUUCAAAAUAUACAAAAAAUGGCCCAAAAUAUAUGUGCUGAAAUAUAUUGUCAAUGUAUUUUCAGCAAUAUAUUUUUGGCCAUUUUUUGAAAUAUAAACUAGGCAACAUUUGCAUUGGUUCACAUGUUGACUGGAAUAUUUAAAAUAUAUAUAUAUAUAUAUAUAUUAAAGUAUUUAAAUUCACAUUGCAUUGAAAGAAAAACUUUGUAUGUUACAAACCUGUAAACAGAUUUGAAAAGAUUAAAAUUAAAUUUAAGCCGCUUAACUGCAAAAAAUAUAUAAUUGAAUAUUUUAUACAUUUAUACAAAACUUUAUAUUUUUUGCCAUAUGGGUUGUAAAAUUAGAAAUGUAUUUGAAAUACAUUUUGAAAUAUGUGUUGAUAUAUGAAGGUUAAAACUAAAUUCAAAUUCAAAAAUACAUUUAAUGAAGUUUUACUUUCUACACAAUGUAUUUAGCAUAUAUUUAAAACAUAUUUUUGACCAGAGAAAUGUAUUUUUUGCCGUAUGGGAAAAUACAUCAUUAUAAUACUCUUAGAUUUUUUUUAUUGCAUGGUUUUAAUGGGAAUUAAGUAAAAGUGGAAGUGUUUUUUUGUGCUGACAGCUCAAGUUAAAAAGCAGAUGUAAGCAGAUGCUAGAUGUUAUUAUGAGACAUUAAAGGUGAAGUUUAUGGUGUUUACUGACAGCAUCUGAACUGAACUUAAACUAAUAUUCUGUGUCCUAAAUGCUUAAUAUCAUAUUUUAUACAAAGUAAAAAAAACACAGCAUGAAGUUAAAUCAACUUGGUUUUGCAAGUCAAUUCAACAUACUACAUACUAACUGUGAAUAGUUGAUGUAACUCAUAAAAAAUAGUUGAAGUAGCAUAAAAUAUAUGUUGAUUUAACAAAAUGCUGCAUUUUUUUUACAGUGUACUAAUGCUGUUUUGUAGUAUUAGUAUUUUAUGCUGACAUUUAUACUGUCAUAUUAUCUUUAAUCAGAGAAAUUUAUUUUUUUGUAUGUAUACUGUUAAGUAAAAUCUUUAAUGUUUAAUUCUGUAGAAUGUUCGUAGAUGUUUUCUUCACAUAUUAAAAUAAUUUAUUUGUAAUCAAUUUUUCAUGUCCACUUCUCAAUUGUGUCGGAGUAUCAUAAUAACAAAACAACACUGCAAAAUUUUUCGUUGUGAAUUCACAGUAAAUAAAUGGAUAAAUUUUGCAUGACUUUCACAGCAAGGAUUACAGAAAUAUACUGUGAAAAUACUCACAGCAAUUUACUGUGAUGUUAUAUCUGUGAUAUUACAAUGCAUUGAUGUAAAAGCACAACUGUAUACUGUAACUUCACAGCUUCAAUGGCAAAGCAAUUACUGUGAUAUUACAAUACAUUACUGGGGAAUUACAAUCUUUUGCUGUUCAUCAUUACAACAAGGCCAUGUACUAUUACAGUGUGUACUGUGAAAGUAAUGUACAUGUUGACAAUAAUUUACUGUGAAAAGAAACGUUUGAUUAGUAAAUGAAUUA